This is a messenger RNA of Halichondria panicea, 1970 nucleotides long. RefSeq lists its product as uncharacterized. The transcript is spliced from 8 exons. NCBI's taxonomy places the organism in Eukaryota, Metazoa, Porifera, Demospongiae, Suberitida, Halichondriidae. Bases 97 to 1935 code for a protein of 612 amino acids. The record is from RefSeq and is a predicted model, not a curated record.
UUAUGUUAUGCAUGCUCCUGUCUCAUUAAAUUUUAUCUCUCAGUGCAACAUGAAGAUGCUGAUAGUUAGCUAGCAGUAAAACAGUCGAAUGAAGCGAUGGCUAUUCUGUCCUGUAGUGUGCUUGUGUUGCAGAUGCUCCUACUGUGUAUACCUGCCAUGCACGCGGCAGGUAAUGCCUGCGUUAUUACAUGUGGAGAACAUAGCUCCCAAAUACACGAUGAUCUAAUCUCUCUCGACUGUGGCAACUCAACCAUCAUCAUCGACUAUUCUAUGACUAGCACUCUAAGUCUUUAUCUCCCAAGCCUUGAUCUAACAUGCACAAGUGCAGACAACUCCAGUGUAUAUACAUCAAGAAAUAUCGUUUGUGAGUUAGAUAGUACUAAAAGUGGACAUCGCACCAAGACGCUCAACCUGACAGCUGAGGGUAUUCUGCCGGGAGAUGAUUGUGUUAUUAGUGGUUGCUACGAGACUAAAGAGAUGUCUACACAUACACUGCAUAAUGUCAGGUGUACGGUUCCACGUGACUGUGUGUGGGGAGAGUGGAGCGAGUGUGCCGGUGAGUGUGGAGAGGGGAGACAGACCAGGAGCAGGGUCGUUAUGACCACAUCAAAGGGAACUGGGAGGGGCUGCUCAGGACCCUCCAGCCAGAACAUGACGUGCAACUCCUGUACAACUGUUGCUGAGCCAAUAAAGGCAUCAAUGAAUUCAAGUACGAGUGACUGCAACACUACCACUUGUCAUCAAUAUGCUGUGUGCACUGGCUUGCCCACUCCACAGUGCUCCUGUCUGAGUGGCUACACUGGCGAUGGAUAUGAGUGUGUCCAUGUUGUGACAGAAGACUGGAUGCCUCUGGUGGUUGCUGUAGUAACUGCACUAAUCAUCUUCGUAGCCAUUGCAGUGAUUUUGCUGAGUGCAAUUUUCAUUUACAGAUUCAACAGAAGACAUCGUUAUCUGGACCACAGACGUUUAAGAAAGCUUAUGGGGACAUUUGACCCAAAUUUCACCCCCAAUUUAUCCACCAAUCUCAAGAAAUACGCCGCUGUCUCAGAAAUCUCAGUAUUCGAUACCCUCUUCCCACCAACCCACCAUCCUCAAACUGAUUACAUCACUCUGGAUCAACUGGGCAUUUAUAUCCAUACCAACCGACGCAGACCAUCGGACUCGGACAGCUGCAUGGAACUGGAUGCUGCAGGGCUCCCCGACAGCAAAGAAGAGUCUUCUCUACAAACCGUAAACUGCUCACAAUCACCAAGAAACUCAAUAGUCAACGGCUCUACGUUUUCCCUGGACGUUACUAUGGUUCAAGCACUAUUUCAAAUGCCAGGGACGUUCCAUAACUCGUAUGCCAUGUCUGACGAUAGUGAGGGUAGAGACACGCCGGAUUCUGAACCACAGGACUUUGUUGAGGACAUGCUGAGAAUAGACAUUGAGAAUAUAUCUGAUGAAGAAGAUGGCCAGUAUAUAGUCACAGAAGGUGGAGAAAGAACUGUGGAAUGUUUGCUACAAGAAACAGUCGAGCAAAAUGUUUCUCCGGAAGUUUCUGAACCUCAGGACUUUGUCGAGGACAUGUUGAGAAUAGACAUUGACAAUAUCUCUGAUGAAGAAGACAACCAGUAUAUAGUUACAGAAAGUGGAUUGUUAAAAAAAAACGUCGAGCGAAAUGUUUCUCCGGAAAUUUCUCUCGAGAUAGUGAGUGAUGAUGACUGCUCACAACCCUGUGAUGUAGAUGAGUGUUAUAUCAACGUUGGUGGUGUUUGCUUCACAUACCCCUCCAGUGAACACAUUGAGCACAGUCAAUGGACCAAUCAUUCUACAGACUUUAAUAAAGCGCAUUCAUCACAACCCUCAUUAGCUUUAGAGCAGAACUGUCACUUAUUACCCUCCCCAUUCAGUACCUCGACUCCCUCAAUUUUUGUCAAUAAUAAUAAUUAUUGACUUGCUUAUCGUAUCCAUUGUUGUUUGGUAUAUAA